Homarus americanus (American lobster) is the source of this 7733-nucleotide messenger RNA. RefSeq lists its product as uncharacterized. Gene Ontology annotation, cellular component: membrane. NCBI's taxonomy places the organism in Eukaryota, Metazoa, Arthropoda, Malacostraca, Decapoda, Nephropidae. Bases 410 to 6547 code for a protein of 2045 amino acids. The transcript is spliced from 6 exons. The record is from RefSeq and is a predicted model, not a curated record.
GAUCCUAGUGGUGUCACUCGUACCCCAGUGUUUGAUAUAUAGUAGAGUGUAGAAAAAACUCAACCAAAUCGGACAAUUCCUUCUGGUGGUAGGCGUUGUCUACCCCUUUACUGUUUUCUCCCGCGAGUAACAAAAAGAAAACUGACCAAUGAGUUGAACGGCUAGUAAGCUGAUAAAUGGUGAAAUAAUACACUCAGUCAAUCAGCCACCAUUAGAGAAGUAUAUAGUAUACUGUGAGUGUGUGUUACUCCAUCACUCGUGACUCGUACUGUGUCGGGAAAGGUCAAUUUAGUUGGGUGAUCCCACAGUAGUCAUGUGGCUCCUAUUUCUCAGUUUUGUUUUACUGCGUGGGCUACCUCAAGUGUGAGAAGUUUUGGAAUAAGGAAGUUCAUGGAGUGAACAAGUCAUCAUGAAGGCCAGUACAACAGACUCUGUCAACAAAGUUAAAGUCAAGAUGAAACCAGGGAAUGUGUUAAGUUAUGUCAGUUUAAUCAUCAUUAAUGGUUUGGAAAAUGCCUUCUACACUUUUGGCACUGCAAUCGCUCAGCACCCAGCUGUUUUUAUUUGUGUAUGUUUGAUAGUAACAGCCUUCUCCUCUGUAGGCUUGAUUAAUUUUACACUGGAAGAACGACCAUUUAAACUCUGGAUUCCCCAGGAUUCCGACUUUAUCAAAGUUAUGGAGUGGCAAAAGGAAAAUUAUCCAGCAGAGUUUCGAAUGCACAUUGCUAUUUAUGAGGCAGAGAAUGUGUUGGAUAAAAGUGUAUUGUUAGAGAUGCUUAGGGUACAUGAUGCUGUUGCCGGUGCCACAACAACUGAUGCAACAUGGGACUCAGUUUGUGCCAAAAUGCCAGUUAUACAGACCUCAUUCUUUGGAAAUUUCCUUGGUCGUAGAAAGCGGAGCAUUGGCCAAGAAAUAGUAUCUGGACAGAAUAUUCACCCCCAUGCUUCUCUGAGAAUAAAGCGAGAGGAGGAAGAAGACAGUGGGUUAGAUUGGAGUACUAUUCUUGGUAGAGAAUCUUACUGUAGCUUUGUGGAGAACAUGAAGCAAGAAUGCAUAGAGAACAGCAUCCUUGAAAUUUGGGGGUAUGAUCACAAUAAAAUCAGUGACCUUACACCUGCUCAGAUUAUUGAUGACAUAAACAGUGUUAAAACAAGUGCUGUGUUUGGAUUUCCAACAAACUUUACUAAGUUUCUGGGAAAAACAGAGCACGAUAGUGAUGGCCGAGUGAUAAAAGCUGGAGCAUCGAGGCACUUGUGGAUCACACACAUCAACCAAACAGCAAUUGUUGCUGGUGACUUCAUGGAUGAUGGGGGAACUGGUAUGGAAGUAGAUACUGUUAGCUUUCAGUGGGAAAAAGAACUCAUAAAAGCUGUGUUGAAUGAAAGCGAGAGACCAGAUAAUGUAUCUCUAUAUCUCAUGGCAGCAUCGAGCUUUGGUAUGAUUAGUGAAGAGACAAUAACAGGAGAUGCACAGUAUUUGGCCGUUGGUUUUGGUGUAGUGUUCAUAUAUGUCCAGAUCAUGUUAGGAAAGUUUAAUAUGGUAGAACAGCGACCUUUAUUAUCAUUAAUGGGAUUAGUUUGUGUUGUGAUGUCAAUUUUUGUCUCGUACGGGAUAUGUUCCAUGUUUAAUGUGCCAUUUGGACCAGUCAAUAAUGUUCUACCGUUUCUUCUCCUUGGUCUUGGUAUUGAUGAUAUGUUUGUGAUAAUGCAAGCCUGGAAUAACCUCAGUCAGCAGGAGAAAAAACAGAAGCUCACAGAUCGAAUUGGAUUUACUCUCAAGCACGCUGGUGUCUCCAUUACAGUGACAUCCUUGACGGACUUUGCUGCCUUUGCCAUAGGUAGUGGGACGGUUCUACCAGCGCUAAGAUCCUUUUGCCUAUAUGCUGCUGUAGGUAUUGCUGCAGUUUAUGUGUUUCAAGCCACUUUCUUUGUGGCAUGGUUUGUACUAGAUCAACGAAGGUUGGAAGAUCAUCGGCAUGGGCUCCUAUGGUGCUGGAAACUAAAGAAUUGGACUCCCAACCAAUGUAGUCAAAAAGAUCUGUGCCAGACCUUCUUUAAUGGUGUAUAUGCUAAAUACCUUUUUAAAUUACCUGUGAAGAUAGUCGUACUAUUUUUGACAGCUGUUCUCUUUGCAGUGUCUGGAUGGGGUCUUUCAAAUCUCCGGCAAGAGUUCAACCCCAUCUGGUUUCUUCCACAGAGUUCUUAUCUCUUCAAAUUCUUUAUGAAGCAAGAGUUUUAUUAUCCAGCUUCAGGUGAAAUGGGCAUGAUUUAUUUUGGCAAAAUGAAUUACUUUGAUGAGCUACCAAAGAUUGAGGAGCUAAUGACACUAAUGAAGGAAAGUGAAUAUAUCAGUGAAGUUGACAGCUGGUACUUGAACUACAAGAAGUAUUGGGAAAAGCAAGGCUAUUUCGUGCCAGAACCAGAUGAAACUGAAGAGAUGUUUCUUGACCAACUGGGAAUAUUUCUUUAUUCUCCGAGUGGGUCAAAAUUCCGUGUUAGGAAUUUCCAUUUCAACGGCACUUUAAACUGCACAGAACCCUCUCCCCCAAUCCUGGCAACAAGUAUAGAAUAUAAACAUCGCCUGCUUUCAGGGUCACGGGAGCAAAUUAGAGCAAUGAAUGAUCUCAAGUCUAUAGUACAAAGCUUGAAUUUCAGUGGCUAUGUACAGCCAUUUGCAAGAAUAUACAGUGGAUGGGAAACAGACAAAAUUAUUGAGAGGGAACUGUAUCAGAAUAUGGGACUGGCCAUGAUGGUAGUAUUUAUUGUGACUCUUAUUCUGAUUGCCAAUUUAAAAACGAGUUUGAUGGUGUUGCUGUGUGUGGUGUUGACUCUUGUGGAUGUGGGGGCUCUCAUGCACUGGUGGGGCCUCACCUUAGACACUGUUUCAUGCAUUGACAUUGUCCUCGCCAUUGGUCUUUGUGUAGACUAUGCUGCUCACGUCGGCCAUACAUUUAUGACCAAGAGAGGUAUGAGGGAUGACCGUGCAAGAGUCACUGUAGCCACCAUCGGUCCAGCGGUACUUAACGGCGGCUUCAGCACCUUCCUCGCCUUCAUCUUCUUGGCCAACUCUGACUCACAUGUCUUUACUACUUUCUUUAAGAUUUUCUUUGCUGUGGUACUGUACGGGCUAUUCCAUGGACUAGUUUUUCUUCCUGUUUUGCUGUCACUAAUUGGACCAGCAGCAUACCCAAGUGCUCACAGUGAAACUGAACUAGAGGUGACUGAGGAAAUGUGUCCAGAGAAUCGGCAGCGAUGUCAGCUGGAGAGAAAUGAAGAUGUUGUGCAUGAAUCUCAGGAAAAUAUCUCUAAACCCAUGAAUAAUGGGUCACUUGAUGAUAAAAGUACAAAUCUUAAUGUUACAAAUGGUAAGCCAGGGAGUAGUGAUGAAUUAGAUACUUUAGAGUUAAGACUUCCAGAACUAAUUGAACCACGUACCCCAGGGGCAAGCACCAUGAUGAAGACCAUCGACACACCGGCCCACUCGGGGGCUACAUCGACGUCUGGCACCAUGCCUGUCAGACCACGUCGCCAGACAAUGUCCAACAUCCUGACCAAGGUGAGCGGCGCCAUCAUCAAGGUGUUGGAACACGCCUUCUACAGCUACGGUAAGACUAUCGAGAGAACACCCUUCCUCUUUAUCCUCUUCUGCCUCGUUAUCACCGCCUUCUGCUGCAUUGGCAUCACCAAGUUCACCCAGGAGACGCGGCCCUACAAAUUGUGGACGCCAGAAAACUCGGAGUUUCUUGAAGUCAAUGACUGGCUGGAAGAAAAAUUUCCCUCCCACCUCAGAAUUCAUUUGGUCAUAUACGAAGCAGAAAAUGUCCUAGAUAAAGACAUUCUUCUAGAGAUGUUAAGAGUUCAUGAGACGGUUGUCGAAACCAAACUUAAUUCAGCAACAUGGAACAAUGUUUGCGAAAAAGUGCCCACAUUGUCCAUUCCUUUAUUUGGUAGACGGAAACGAGACAUCAAGGAAAUAUCCGUGACUGAUUCAGAGAUUAGUGUUGACAAGAAAACCUCUGUGAAGAGCGACAUCAGACAUGUAAGACAAGUUAACGAUAAUGAGGAUGAUGGCGAUGGUUUAGACUGGAGUUUAAUGUUACCCCGGGACCACUACUGUGAGCUCCUGGAGUCACUGGAACAAGUGUGUUUAGAAAACAGCAUCCUAGAAAUAUUUGGGUAUGACCAUGACUUCAUUAGCUCUCUUACUCAACAGCAGAUCAUUAGGGACAUUAACACAGUAGACAUAAGCAUUGUGACCGGCUUCCCAGUAAAUGUUACUGGAUUCUUAGGCAACAUAGAAAGAAAUGCAGACGGACUGAUUGUUAAGGCUGGAGCCGCAAGACAUAUUUGGUUUACGAAGAUAAACCACACAGCCGUUGACAAAGGAGAUUACAAACUCGACAGUGGGCUCGGCUCGCAAGUGGACAGUACCACCUAUGAGUGGGAGCAGCAGUUCAUCGAUAAUAUCCUGAAUUACACAGAUUAUGUAGACAAUAUUACUAUCCAUCUUAUGGCCGCUUCCAGUUUUGGUAAGGUCAGUGGCGAAAGUAUUAGAAACGAUUUGCAAUACCUUAGUCUUGGUUUUGGGGUUGUUUUUUUAUACGUGGUUAUUAUGCUUGGCAAGUUCAACAUGGUGGAACAAAGACCUGUACUCUCUCUUCUUGGUCUUUCUUGUGUGGGGAUGGCUGUAAGUGUGUCCUAUGGAAUUUGUUCAGUUAUGAACAUUCCUUAUGGACCUGUAAACAGCAUUCUACCAUUCCUGUUACUUGGACUUGGCAUCGACGACAUGUUUGUCAUCAUGCAGGCAUGGAACAACUUGUCCCCACAAGAAAAGAAGCUAAAGUUGGAUGAACGUAUCGGUUGUGCCCUAAAACAUGCCGGCGUCUCCAUCACCGUCACCUCCGUCACCGACUUUGUUGCAUUCGCUGUUGGCAGUACAACUGUGUUACCAGCGCUCAGGUCCUUCUGUAUCUACGCUGCUGUUGGUAUUGCAUCAGUUUUCUUCUUCCAAGCCACGUUUUUUGUGGCUUGUCUGUCAGUCGACCAGCGACGGCUGGAGAACAGACGUCACGGACUCUUCUGGUGCUGGAAGCUCAACAACUGGACGCCCAACCAGUGCAGUCAGAAGGACCUGUGCCAGAUUUUCUUCAAUGAAGUGUAUGCCAAGUUUCUCUUUCUGGCGCCAGUAAAGGUACUCAUUCUUGUUGUCACAGUAGUUUUUACCUGUGUAUCUGGCUGGGGACUCUCUAACCUACGACAGGAGUUUGACCCCGUCUGGUUCCUUCCUCAGGAUUCUUACCUCUAUAAUUUUUUUAUAAAACAGAAAUAUUAUUUUCCUUCAUCCGGAGAGCAAGGCUCUGUGUAUUUUGGAAAUACAAGUUUACUUUCAGAAUUGUCAAAACUUGAAGAAUUAACUUUACAGUUAAAGAACACUAAAACUGUAUUGGACGUUGACAGCUGGUACGAUAAAUACAAACACUACUGGAGAAAACAAGGAUAUGCAGUGCCUGACCCACAACAAACCGAGGAAGAGUUUCUGGACCAACUGAGUCAGUUUCUGUAUUCUCCUAGUGGGUCACCUUACCGGGCUAGGAACUUCCGUUUCUCAUCUGAACUCAACUGCACUCAAACGGCCCCUGCAGUGACUGCCUCUAGUAUUGAUUAUAGGCACACUUCCCUGUCGACAUCCUCAGAAGAAAUACAAGCCAUGGAGAGUGUCAGAAAGGUCGUAAGAGACAUGAACUUUACUAGUUACGUUAAAGCUUGGUCAAGAGCCUAUGGAGAAUGGGAAACAAACCAGGUAAUCACAGAAGAAUUGUACCGAAACAUGGGUCUCGCCUUGGGGGUGGUGUUCUUGGUGACACUCCUCCUCAUCGCUAGUUUUGUCACAAGCUUCAUGGUGGUCGUGUGUGUAGUGUUUACGCUGGUGGACGUGGGGGCUCUCAUGCACUGGUGGGGACUCACUAUCGACACAGUCUCUUGCAUAGAUCUGGUUUUGGCCAUCGGGUUGUCUGUUGACUACGCUGCUCAUGUUGGUCACACCUUCAUGACCAAGACUGGCACCAGAGACGAGCGAGCCAGGCAAACUGUGACCACCAUAGGCCCAGCUGUCCUCAACGGCGGCUUCAGCACCUUCCUCUCCUUCAUCUUCUUGUCCGUCUCAGGCUCACACGUCUUCCAAACCUUCUUCAAGGUAUUCUUUGCGGUGUGUGUUUACGGUCUAUAUCAUGGCCUGGUGUUCUUUCCCGUACUACUGUCCCUCCUGGGUCCUGCUCCCUAUUCAACUGUCACACCUGCACCCACUACGCCCACACACAACACGUCUACACGCACGCCCCCUGAUAUGAUUACAUCCUACACUCACCCCAUGGAACAUCACAACGGAGUAUUUGUGGAAAAAAUUCUCCAUACUAAAGAUAACAAGGAUACCAUCAGCAGACAGGAAAUAAGUGUGCACGAGGUGGGUGUGUACAGUGUGGAGGAGGCGGUGGACGACGCCAACAUCACCACCCAACCCUCACUUAACCACCAAGAAAACAGACAUUAAGUCAAUGUACAAGUCGCCAUACCUUUUUGGGCAAUACAAAUUCUCCUCGGUGUGAUUCGUAUCUUAAUAUGUAUACAACGUCUCAUAACAAUAACAUGAGUAUAAUGGUGUAUUUGCAUGUACGUACUGUAUAUUAAUGUUAAGGUGAAGUUACUGAAGGUUAGACUGAUGGCCAUCAAUUUGUCUUCACUUUAUAUUCUGUUAAUUUGUAUUAAUCCCUUGAGCAGAGAUGACAACCUCCUAAGUACACUGUCGUACACAAGGGUCGAAAUAUCUACCGGUGCCAAGGAUUUACAUACUAUGCAGUGCAGAUUAUAAUGAAUGGAUGAGUAAAUGGAAUAUGGAUGUACGGAUCACCUAACCUAAUUUAACGCUAACCUAACCUGGCACUAAUCUAAUACUAACCGAACCAAUUCUAAAGUUAAUCUAACCUGACACCAAUAAUAAUUAUAACCUAAUCCAAUGCUAACCUAACGUUAAUCUAACACUAAUAUACCCCUAACUUAACAUAAUGCUAACCUAGCCAGAUCUAACCCAGAUUAACUUUAGGGUGUCUAAUGUUCAGGUGAAAUAAGCUGGGGUGUCUAAUAUUCAAGUUAUCUGGGUGUACAAAAAUCUUUUUCCUGUGAAACGUGCUGUAAUUCUUAGGCAUAAUUUCGUAUUAUAGUUUUGUAAACUAGGUGUUUUGAUUGUUUUCUGUCCCAUGCUGCAGUUAUUUAGGCAAAUUUAGUGAAAUUUUCGUGACUAUAUUGAUCAUAUUGAUGUAUUAAUUAUGUAAGAAUAUUCUAGAAUAUAUUGUAGUGGGUAUUCUCCCCUACAACUGCUGAUUGGUCACUUGCCGUCCGCUUAUUAUCAACCAACCAGAAGGGAUGUUCUUAGCAGAAACACAAGUACCUGCCCUAGACUCCUCACCAUUGGCUAGGACACAAGACACGAAAAUGUAAGGCAUAAAAUUGCAACACUUGUUAAACAUACAAACACCUAACAUAAAUAUAAUACCUACGACGAAAAUUAGCUGAAACACAAACAUGAGAAAACAAAAGCACUUGGGUUGAACCCCAAGACCUAUCAUCCUACUGUGGGGAACAGGUUGUUUGGUUCACACUCAGGAUGGGAUGGAGAAAGGAAACUCACAAUGUGCUCUCUGUAUACAUGUUGUAUUGGAUGUACAAUGCAGCUUGGUGCU